UUGCCACAGAUUCGGUUCGACACCUCGCAAUCCCGCAAUACCUUCUGGACCGGCAUAUUAACAGCCCAUUCAGAGGAGAGGCUUAUCGAGGGAACUCGCGGAGAGACGAAAUCAGAUCUCUUUCCCCAACUACACAAACAAAGCGGCUUCAUCCUGAUAUGGGCUCGCGGGUAGCCUAAAAUUGCAGCAAACUGCAGAGCGAGCAUACAAAUAUCCAUAGCGGAUAAACAGCUUUUAAGGGUCGCCGCACUCGAUGUCACUGGCCCUGCGUACGUAAGCAAAGUCUUGGCAAUUCCUGCUCCGAGCUUCAACAUCGACCUAUCUCAACGCUCUGCCACCGCUAGCAGCUCGUCUGCCGCUACCACGACACAAUGCUCGCCCGAACCCUCCGUAUGCGCACCACGGCGCGUGCUAUUCCCCCGAUCCUCCGUGCGUCCUACGCUUCGUCGCCCGCAACCACCGUCAAUCAGGUCCCAGCCAACGACCCGCAUCCGCGCGACCCUAAGCCCAAUGUCUCCGCAACCAAUGCGACGCCCACAUCUUCAGAGGGAUCGUUCGACAAGAUCUUGGUAGAGAGUGAGGAGAAGGGCGAGGAGUUGAGGGUGACGCAAGCUCCGAAUCGGCAGGGGCCGAACCGGAAGGCGAUUUGGUCACGGAGCCAGCAGCCGAGGGAGAUUGCGAUGACGGGCCCGCGGUUUGAGCAGACUAUCUUUGAGGAUCAGCCUCGCCCCUACGCCGCCAUCGAAUUGAUCCACAAGCAGCCCGUCCGCUGGACCAAGGAGCGGGUCGUGUCUUGCGAUGGAGGAGGAGGUCCGCUCGGGCACCCCAAGAUCUUCAUCAACGUGGACAAGCCGCAGAUUUGCUGGUGCACAUAUUGCGGCCUUCCUUUUGCCCACGAGCACCACCGGGAGCAUCUUGAGUCCCUACCGCAGACGUCGUAUCCCCUUGGUCCCAGAGGAGACCCAGCUGAGGUGCAAGAAUCACAGAGGAUUACAGAUGAGCCGCUUGGACAGCGAUAGAUGAGACUUGUGGAACGGCGAACAAUUGUAUAUAUGUAGUAGCACUCAAGACGCAUUUCCAGAUGACAAAAACGGAGCAGGGGUUUUUUGAUCGAUCGAUUUUCCGUCUAAAAUGAAUGAAUUGUGUCUGUACCAGCUCCUAUACACUCUCUCUCCUCCUAUCAACUAUAAUGGAGCUGGGAUCGGAGCUUCGGAGGAUCAUUGUUCCGAUGGACGUCAUCCCAAGCUACUUGACGCAACUCUCACAAAG
This is a messenger RNA of Trematosphaeria pertusa, 1269 nucleotides long. RefSeq lists its product as uncharacterized. The record is from RefSeq and is a predicted model, not a curated record. The transcript is spliced from 3 exons. Gene Ontology annotation, biological process: mitochondrial electron transport, NADH to ubiquinone. NCBI's taxonomy places the organism in Eukaryota, Fungi, Ascomycota, Dothideomycetes, Pleosporales, Trematosphaeriaceae. Bases 372 to 1019 code for a protein of 215 amino acids.